Molecule: messenger RNA, 718 nt
Organism: Corticium candelabrum
Lineage: Eukaryota; Metazoa; Porifera; Homoscleromorpha; Homosclerophorida; Plakinidae
Product: vesicle-associated membrane protein 4-like
Exons: 7
Coding region: 178-588 (136 amino acids)
Biological process (GO): Golgi ribbon formation; vesicle-mediated transport
Cellular component (GO): membrane
Source: RefSeq, a predicted model, not a curated record
AGUUCGUUUACUACGUUGGAAUAACAAACGAAUGUACAGGUGUUGGAUGCUAUUUGGGCAGCGAAGAUUAGAUUAGGAGUUGUGCUGGGAUCUUAUUGAUUUCAACAAAUUUUUGAGUGUCAAUCUUUUCUGUUUGGAGUGUGGAGAUUGACAGGUUACCCUGGUUACGCGGUUGCCAUGCCACCGAAAUUUGCGAGAAGGCCGAAUGAUCCAGAGAAAAGAGAACUACUAACACUACAGACAUCGUCAGAUGAAGAAGGCAUGAGUGGGCACGGUAGGUCAGUACCGCCUCGACGUGGUGACAGAGCAGUGAAGAAAGUACAACAGCAAUUAGACGACGUCGUUGACAUAAUGCACAAGAACAUUGAGAGAGUUGUUGAACGAGGAGAGAAACUGGAAGAUCUGCAAGAUAAAUCGGAGGAUCUGGUUGAUAGUGCUGCAGCAUUUAGAACACAAGCAAGACGAAUACAGAGACAGAUGUGGUGGAAGAGAUGUCGGAUGAGGCUGAUAUUGGCUGCAAUUGUUGCUGCAAUAAUCCUCAUUAUUGUUGUUCCUAUUGUAGUCAAGCAGCUCAGAUCAUCAAAGUGAAAAGUGUGUGUAUGUGGAAGGACACGAUAAGCUUUACUUUCUACAACAGAGUGACAAUAAAUCAUUAAUUAUUAUUAUGAUAUUGGCAUCAAUUGGUGUCGGUUGUUGUAAUAAAGUGGAGGGUUGUUCA